Molecule: messenger RNA, 2626 nt
Organism: Phasianus colchicus (ring-necked pheasant)
Lineage: Eukaryota; Metazoa; Chordata; Aves; Galliformes; Phasianidae
Gene: NRSN1
Product: neurensin 1
Biological process (GO): nervous system development
Cellular component (GO): neuronal cell body; neuron projection; transport vesicle
Source: RefSeq, a predicted model, not a curated record
UGCAAGAAAGACAUUGAGGACCUGAAGCAUGUCCAGAGAAGGGCAAUAAAGCAGGUGAGGGGUCAUAUGAGGAGCAGCCAAGGGAACUGGGAUUGUUAUUCUAGAGAAGAGGAGGCUCAGGGAAGGCCUUAUCACUUUCUACAACUGCCUCAAAGGAGGUUGUGACAAGAUUGGGGUCGACCUCUUCUUCUGUGUAACUAGUGAUAGAAUGAGGGGUUAUGGCCUCAAGCUGUGGCAGAGGAGGUUCAGGUUGGAUGUUAGGAAAAAAAGUUCUUCUCAGAAGGGUGAGGUAUUGGAACAGACUGCCCAGGGAGGUGGUGGAGUCGCAUCCCUGCAGGUGUUCAAGAAAAGGGUGAAUAUGGCACUAAGGGACGAGGUUUGGGCAGCUGCUGUGGUGACAGGUCGACGGCUGGACUAGAUGACUGGUGUUCUUUGCAGCUUUAAUGAUUCUACAAUUCCACCAGGGCACGCAGAGCUUCCCGCUGCAUCUCAAAAAGCCGAGACUUCAGCUGACUGCUUUUGUCCCUCUUCCAGCUCCCGGGUGACUUUUCCUCAUCCAACAAACCAAACACUGCGGAACACGCAGCGCUGUCGUUAUCCAGACACUCCCUCUGAACUCGGUUCGGCUCUCGGCUCCCACCUCCCUGCCUACACCGCCUUUCCUCGCCGAUCCCCUCAGGGGCGGAGGCGGCGGGGCCGGCCGGCCCGGCGGCUGCUCUCAGUGCGCAGGCACGGUGCGAGCGGCGCUCCGGGCCGUGCAUAAUACGUGCUGUUUGGGGCCGGCGCGACGCAGAACGGAGAUGGGACCGGGCCGAGAGAGCCGCAGCUAGCGCCGCUGCGGUUGCUCAGCCGGCCGAGGGGAGCGGCGGGAGGGACAGGCAGGAAGGAUGAGCUCCUAUGCUGACAUCUGCGGGUCCAAGCAUGUGCAGGGCAGCACUGAGGGAGGUUACCAACGCUAUGGAGUUCGGUCCUACCUGCAUCAGUUUUAUGAGGACUGCACAGCUUCAAUUUGGGAGUACGAGGAUGAUUUUCAGAUCCAGAGAUCGCCUAGCAGGUGGAGCUCUGCAUUCUGGAAGGUCGGACUCGUCUCUGGGACGGCUUUCAUGCUGAUUGGUUUAAUGGUUCUUGUAGUGGGUUUUCUUGUGCCACCAAAAAUCGAAGCUCUUGGGAAAGAUGAUUUUGUUGUAGUGGAUACCCGUGCCAUUCAGUUCAAUGGGUCCCUUGAUAUAUGCAAGCUGUCAGGAGCAAUUUUAUUUUGCAUUGGAGGAACCGCCAUGGCAGCAUGUCUGCUGAUGGCUGCUUUUGCUAAAAGUUACUCCAAAGAAGAAAAGUACCUCCAGCAAAGAUUUAAAGAAAGGAUAGCAGAUAUAAAAGCCCAUGCAAACCCAGUCACAAAAGCGCCAGCACCAGGAGAAUCAAAGAUACCCGUCACUUUGUCCAAAGUUCAAAAUGUCCAACCUUCAUCUCAAACCUGACCCUUUGGUUUUGUUUCUCACUUGCAGAUCACUUCACUGGAAAAUAUCAGCUGUUGCUGGCAUAUGUGCUAGUCAAUUACAAUAUCGAAUGCUCUGCUAUACAAAUGCACAGCUGAUUGGGAAGCUGUUCCAGUAUAAAUUUAGGAUUGGAAAAAGUGAAAUUAUGUGAUUAGACCCGUAACCAAUGUAUUCAGUGUAUUCAAACAUUUUAAUCUGUGUUGAAACAGUAAGACCUUGCAACAAUGAUUAGGUAUUUUGCUUACCAGAUUGCAUCCCUAAAAAAAAAUAGAAGGUGCAUUUAUGACAGCUAUGCCAGGAAUACCUUCCAUCCCGCUCCUUAACAUUUAGAUGAGUUGGUGAUCUAUUUUGUUUUCUCUUUGUCUUUAAAGUACUUUUACUGCCUAGCUCUGCUAUCCAGAAAGCCAAGACUCUGCCCUUGUAAUUUGCACUUGUCAUCCUGUCACGUGCUGCUGUCUGUGUUGACGUAAUAACGCACAGGUAAAACAUACAUGGCAUUGGGGUGCCCUUAGUUGGAUACUGGCACACUUCCCAGUAAUGUUACUUUUCUGGGAAAGGCAAAUUAUACUUGAUCCAGAGUUCCAACCAGUUUGUGAGAACUGCCACUUUUCUCUUAAUCAUCGCCCUAUUAACAAAAAUACAAAGUAAAGAUGAGGAAUUCUUACAGAAGGAGGGGCAUCGCACUUGUGUUCCUUUGGAUUGUUUCUUUCCUUACAUUGUAUUGUUUCAAGCUCAUACAGAUUUUCAGUUGUGGCCAGGCAUGGAUUACUAAGUGUGGUCUGACAUGCCCAGGCCCCAUUUUCUGUCAGGACAUUAAUGCCAGGUCAGGUGACCUUAACAUACUUAUCUGAAAACAUUUUAAAAUGCUGUUUAUAUUUUUAUAGAUUAUAGAAAAAGUUAUGCUUAUCAGAUACAUUUGUGUAAAUGCUUACCUGAAGAUUUGUUCUUUCUCCAGAGUCCCUUCAUUAUUUUCUCACCCAGGGCAAUUAUUUCACUGUCUUAAUCUAUGGAUUUGAAUUAAACUGUAUAAAGAAAGAUGUGACAUUUGUACUCUCUGACGAUAUGUGCCACCUUAUAGUUCUGUCUAUUUUUUUGAAUGGAUUGAAUAAAAUUCUAGGUCUGAGCCAAUCACA